AUGGAGGCAUUGCUGGCGCAUUCGUUUGACUAUCUCUCUUCAUACGAGCCAAGCAAGGUCCGGAAGGGUCUGCGACAGGUGGAAGGGCUCCUCGCACAGAUCUGUUUGUCCAAGUCGAAACGACCGGCGUCGGACAAGCGGCGGUCCCUCCUGUCCUUUGGAGCUCCGCAACCCGUGCCCAAGUCCCUGUCCGAACUCAAAGAUGACCCGGCUUUCAGGGAAUUCUUUAAGCUUCAGGAAGGCUUUCAAUGGAAUGUCGCAAUGCGCCUGGUAACAUGUCUCGAGCAUCUACUUGGGCGGGGCAGCAACGGUACCAAUGACGCCCUUAUUGUUACCACCCUUGACCUCAUCCAAGGCGUGCUUCUACUCCACCCGCCCUCACGCACAUUAUUUGCGCGCGAGAUCUACAUGAAUUUGCUCCUCGACUUGCUCGACCCCAUCAAUUGCCCAGCCAUCCAAUCAGCGACGCUUCUCACCUUGGUCACAGCUCUUCUGGAUCACCCAGCCAAUACACGCACCUUUGAGGAACUCGACGGACUACUCACCGUGACCUCACUAUUCAAGCAGCGGGCCACUUCGCGCGAAGUCAAGCUAAAGCUUGUGGAAUUCCUCUACUUCUACCUGAUGCCAGAAACUCCGAUGAUUCCGACAAGCCAUUCUGCGCCCAACACGGCCGUCAUGGGUCAUCAGCGCAGCCCCAGCAAGCUUGGCGCAGCGCAAGUGUCCAGGAGUGUCAAUGUCCCGGGGGCGUACGGCGGCGGCAAAGCGCAUCGGGAUACACGCACCACCGACGAGAAGCAAGCAUUACUAGGAAGACAUUUGAAUAAUGUCGAGGAUCUGGUGGAGGAUCUCAAAGAAACCGCCCCCUUCGGCGCCACCGUCUACUAA
Aspergillus uvarum CBS 121591 is the source of this 888-nucleotide messenger RNA. RefSeq names its product cell division control protein 14. The record is from RefSeq and is a predicted model, not a curated record. The transcript is spliced from 2 exons. The coding region runs from base 1 to 888 and encodes 295 amino acids. Lineage: Eukaryota; Fungi; Ascomycota; Eurotiomycetes; Eurotiales; Aspergillaceae.